Lagenorhynchus albirostris (white-beaked dolphin) is the source of this 3089-nucleotide messenger RNA. RefSeq lists its product as uncharacterized. The record is from RefSeq and is a predicted model, not a curated record. NCBI's taxonomy places the organism in Eukaryota, Metazoa, Chordata, Mammalia, Artiodactyla, Delphinidae. The transcript is spliced from 9 exons. The coding region runs from base 1735 to 2283 and encodes 182 amino acids.
UCGGCGCUGCCUGAGCCGUGGUGCGGGCUGCGCGGGGCGUCGGUUCCGCGGAAGCCUGGGUAGGGCGCUGCGUGCGGGACUCUCGUCGCUCGUGGACGGGGCGCGAGCGUGCGGCGGACGUAGGGCGCCGACCUGGGGCUCCCCGGCGCUCCGGCUCCGCUCAGGGCGCCCGCUCAGGGGCCUCCGGCGCGAGGCCCCCUUUCUGGUCAAGAUGGCGGCGCCCAGGCGGGCCGCGCCGAGGUGAGCUGGAGCUGGGCCCGGAGAGCGACGAGUCUGCCACGCCCAGGACUUGGACCCCGGGCUGGUCUCCAGUCUCCCGGGGAGCGGCGGGUUAAUUAUCGGAGAAGGUAUUGUGCCAGCACACUUGAUGCUACAGUAUUUCAUGCUUGACAGCUGUUGAUUCCUUCUCUUGUUCUGGAUGGAAGAUAGCAACGAAGCCACUUCAAAGGGCUCAGCCUGCCUUUUUGUGUUAUUGUUUAGAUGAAGAUAUUUCCAUUUAUUAAAGCACACUAUUUAAACAUUUUUAUCAUGUUUCAAACUUGACUGUGUUCUGAAGGUAUGAGCACAGGCAGACAUAAUGGGGGAUGUUUUCCAGGAGAGAACAUGGACCAUACCCUUAUCAAAGGAAUUAUCAGAAUUUUCAUGUAUGGAUUGAGAAUCAAAUUCUGGAGUUAGACCUGAAUUUAAAUUCAUACUCACAACUUAUUACCAGUCUCAUCUUGAUCAAACGGUUACCACACUUCUCAUCAAUUUCCUUAUCUUUGAAAGCGGAAUAAGAGAAGUAUGCCUGGUGGAGUUACACAUAAAGCUCAUCUGAUAGAAUAUUCAUAAGGAUUUUGCACAAAAUAUACAUGGAAAUAUUUUAGCACCGAGUUCAGCAUGCAAUUCAUCUUCAAUACAUUUAAGAGCUAUUAUUUUAUUAUUAUUAUGCUAUCAUUAAAUAUCACUAUUACUUAAAUGUCAUUAUUGCUUAAAUUGCUGUAAAACUACCGCAAUAACCCAUGAUGAAUUCCCCUCUUCUGUUUCCUUUGUUUAAAUGGAAAAUAUGUAUAUAAAUCUAGACAGAGAACACUUUAGUGAUCCUAUUCAGUGGAGUGAGAAUUUCCAUGGCACUGAUUAAAACAAAUCCUGAAUUGCAUGGACUUAAGAUAGCAGAGAGGGGCUUCCCUGGUGGCGCAGUGGUUGAGAGUUCGUGACCCGAUCCGGGAAGAUCCCACGUGCUGCGGAGCGGCUGGGCCUGUGAGCCAUGGCUGCUGAGCCUGCGUGUCCGGAGGCUGUGCGCCGCAACGGGAGAGGCUGCAACAGUGAGAGGCCCGCGUACCGCAAAGAAGAAGAAAACGAUAGCAGAGAGGCUAAGAGAUUUGAAGUUAGACAUCCCCAAGUGUGAAUUCUACUGUGACCCUCUUCUAGCUCUAGAACCUUGAGGAAGUUACUUAAACUUUCUGAGCUUUACUACUAGUUUCCUCAUCUGUAUCUUUUUCAGGACUAUUUAUCAAGGAUCUUCCUGUUCUCUAUGCUUGGACGUAUCAAUGAAUAAAUUAGACAAGAGCCUUUGCCUGCGUGCUCCUUCUUGUGUGCUUUCUCCCUCCUUACACUCUCGUGUGGAAACGGAUGUUAUAAAUAAAUUCUGUGCUUUGUCACAAGUUGAUGGGCGCUACGGGAUAAGGAAAAGGAUGUGAAGCUCACUGAAGAGGCUUGGGUUGGGAGUGCUGGAGGAGUGUACAGGUGGGGAAAAUGUACCAGCGUGUAUGCCUACUGGGACCACGUUUUCCAGAACAGUUAAGCCCAGUGUCAACUAUGCUGUCCCACCUUCCUCGCUGCAGGUUCGUAGUUCCUGCUGUUUUUGGUGUCUGCCCCCAAUGGCUAAGGAGAAUCUUGGUACCAGGACCACACAAUGAAGAACUUGGAGCCCCCGUGGCUAAUCCAGCAGAGAGAAAAGGAGGAACAGAGAUGCGAGAGAAAAUAAAGGGAACUCUUGGUGCAAUUUGGUGCUGCUGUAGGCCCAAGUCCAGAACUGAUUUUUCAAAAAUCACUGGAUUUAUUGAAAGACAUGUGAAUAGGAGCUGGGUUCCAAGAAAUCUCUGCAGGUUUCUUCAACUUCUCUCGUCUCUGAGCUUCUGCAACCAACACGUCUGCUUGAACCCAUCAGCUGUGAAACACAGACAAGAACUAUGGAGGAGGGACCUUCCUGGUGGCACAGUGGUUAAGAAUCCGCCAGCCAAUGCAGGGUACACGGGUUUGAGCCCUGUUCCGGAAAGAUCCCACAUGCCGCGGAGCAACUAAGCCCGUGUGCCACAACUACUGAGCCUGCAUUCUAGAGCCCGUGAGCGACAGCUACUGAGCCCUCAUGCCUCAACUCCUGAAGCCCGUGUGCCUAGAGUCUGUGCUCCACAACAAGAGAAGCCACUGCAAUGAGAAGCCCGCUCAUCACAAUGAAGAGCAGCCCCCACUCGCCGCAUCUAGAGAAAGCCUGCACACAGCAACAAAGACUGGACACGGCCAAAAAUUUUUAAAAAUUAAUUAAAAAAAUGAUUCUGGUUCAAAAGAAAAAUGCAUAUACAAAGCUUAAAAAGAAAAUGAUGAAGGAGCUGUUUUCCAAACCUCAUGCACAGAGAAGAGAAUCUGUAUGAAGCAAGGGAUGGAUGGGAGGUGUCUUGCUUACAUCUCUAUUCAAGGAAGACUUCUGCAGGAAGGAUAGCUGGUUGACAGCCUCCAGCUGCCCCAAGAUUGGCCAAUGUGUUCUUGCCAGACUGCUUCCCCAGUGACUAAGCACUAUGACGUACUAGAAUCACUAUAUUCCUGCCCACCCCUAGAUUCCUAGAAUCCCUGUAAUGGUAGACUUUGCUUAGGGAGUCUGAUUACCUAGUCAGUUAGCUAGCAUCCUCUCUCUCUCUCUUUCAGAUAUAUAUAUAAUCUCUAUUGGGAUCAUGGGUAAAUUUUUGUUUCUUUCACCCUGCUUUGCUUAUGUGUAUAUUUUUUUUUUCUGCAAAUACAUGUGCUACUUCAAGGACUUACAAUAUUGUUGGAAAUCAUCAAGAAUAACACAUUUUGUGAUCUGUUUGAAAGGAAUAAAUGAUUUCACCCACCUA